AUUCUGUGAGCGAUUGUCGUUACUAGAUGUCUUCCGAAGAUGCUACUACGGUCUAGCAAUUCGUUUUGCUUGCACUUGGAACGGGAAUCUCCCUAUUGCUAAUCUGCAGAGACGCGUGUGAAUGUUACAAUUUAAUAGCCUGUCUAUCAGAUAAUGUGCUGGGUGGAGUGAGCCUGAGAGAAAGUGAACGCACGAAGUGGUAAAACAUUGCCGCAGAACGAUCCGAGGGCUAUCGGAUUUGUAAAUCUCCGCCCCUCCAGAAGUACGGCGGCAUAACCAUGGGGGUGUUGUCCCCAGGGUGGUUUUUGUUUGUGCGCGAGCGACAUCAAUCAAGAUGAAUGUGAGAAUGAAGGAAUUGUUUGUAUGAAACGCCGAAAGUUACCGGGACGUCAGCGUCUGGUAGAUUAACGGCGUUCUUUGAUGUUAUGUAAUUAGGAUUUCGAGAGGUUUGUCUCGUAAUCAUCCAGUAAUAACCAACAUAUUGCGAAAUAGUAAUUUUUAUGGAAAUCAACAAAACAAAAAAAGAGAUUUCAAUUAAAACACGAUUAGUCAGAAGAAAUAUCGAUUUGAUCGCAAUCCGGCUUCGCCAAACUGCCCAGAAAGCGGUUUCUCGUUACGGCUUGCUAAUCCUUUUCAUCGAUAAAAGUUUUUUUUCUGUUCGUGAAUGCGGAUACCAACGGUGCAGAUGAAAUAGCAUCCGUUUUUGAAAGGCUCUCCGCAGAUAUGGCAGCAUCCGAAAGCGGCAUGAAGAAGAGUCAAUUUUGCUCACCGGAAUCAACAACAACCGCUGGUUGUGUCACCGUUUGUUUGUGUUAGUGCGAAGGGAAAUACUCUCCUGAAAUAUAUAGUAAUUUUGCUCAUGUGAUCAGAAAAUUGCAUUCGACAGCCAGGCUGGAUCUAGCCACUGUCUUGUUCGAGUUGUUUUUUUUUAUUGUAUACAAGAACUAGUCGUGCUAAAUCAAGUGUAAAGGCUUAUACGGUAUUUGUGUUGUUUGAAUGAAAACCCACACACGGGCUGUGGAAAGUACAUCAGUGAAAAUUUUUCAGGCGAAACACGGAUUUUCAAAUACGAGAGGGAGAGAGGAUUAACCAUUGUGGCUAUUUAGCAUUAACGAAGAACACUUCCGGCCUGAGAAUAGCAUUGAUUUCACAUUCAUUGCUCUUCACGUGAUUCGACUGGAAAAGUGAGUUCAGUUCAGUUCAGUUCAGUUGGAAGUGAUCAACAAAAUUCUGAAAAGGUUCAACUCUAUCAGCGGAAAUGUGAAGACGAAACCGGAAGGUGAUUUCCGUGCUUUUACGAGUGUUGAGUGUCUGUGUGUUUGAUCCGUUCUGUUAUCACCUGUGAGUGCAGUUCAUUGUGAAACUCUCCGCUUUUCGGAGGGUUGUGAUAAAGUGCUGUUAAGAAGAUUUUACAGAAUACAGGAUUAAAAACCGGUUUUCAGGGAUGGCCAGCGGUAGGUGGUAUGGCGGCGUGCCCAAUCUGACGGUAUGGUGCCCCAUUCAGCAGUUGGUUUUCCCGUAGAGUUCAGGAGCUUUUCGGAUAGUUUGAGCUAAGCUGGCGGCAAACGAAGAUGAAUCUGCAUAAACUGAGUAAACGGCAUUCCAUACACUCAAUGCAGCCGCAGCCGGCAUCAAGGUGGCCUUCGGAAAAUAAAUCGGUUGCCAGGGCAGCGGUGGUGGCUGCGGCGGAAAGUGAAUCCACUGCCGGGACCAAGCAGCGUAAAAAGGGAAAAUUCAGGCUCAAAGAACGCUCAUCAUCCUCGGUGCGGGAACGGUUUGUCAACGAUCCUGCCUACACGGAGGACGUGCGCCAUUUGGCACUGCCUAUGCGACGAAACAGCGGACCGGAAAAUGCGGAAUCGUCCCGAAAAUUCUACACCAUUCCGAAGAAAAAAUCCAACUCGGUCGGAAGGGAUUACCUACGUGGUGCGGCGGGUUGCGAUGAGUUCCAGGCCAAGGCCGGUGGUGACUCAUUUGGCAGUCGCGAAUUUUACACCAUCGAUGCUAAUGAAAUGGCCCGUCAGGUUCGUGGGACGGUUGCAGCUGGAGCGGGACUAUCGGGUGCAGUCACCGAUCAGUCCUACAUGCAGGUAAAAGUAAGAAGGAAAAAAUAUAACAACCACAAUAGUUCGGAAAUGCUACGGUUUAACGAUGAAUCGAGCAGUUCGGAUAAUUUGCGACAGAGCAAAAGUUCCUCACUCAGUCGGCGUGGUAGGAGUUUGGAUCGGAAAACGGGUACCGGAGGAGCCGGAGAGGACGGUGGGGGGUACGAGAAAAAAAGAUUCAUCGGAGCGGAAGAGGCUCUCCAGACGGAACGAAGUCCUGCGAGAAAUCGCAAUCUGAUGCGGAGGCAGAAUGCUGCCGAGUACGGAGGAAUGGGGGACGCUUCCGGCACGGCGACUCAACCGGAUGAAGCCAUUUAUCGGCGGGAGGAUAUUGGGGACGAUUCGAAGGAAAGUAAAAGUAGAUUUCAGAUUGGGAAACGAUUUCUGAAAGGGGAGAUUGGAAUCAAGAGUUUUAAUUAUUAUUUGUUGAAGGAAGGGUUGAAAAACUCCAAGAAAAAUUUGUUGAAGCAAAGAUCGGCUCCCGUUGAGGGUGGGAUGGAAAGUGCACAUUCCAAAAGCGAGGAAAAUAUAUACGAGGAGAUUUAUUUCGACGAGAAAUCGGAUGAUCCCAGCGAUGAAAAGAUUCAAUUUGUUGAUUGUGAAUUAUGUGUUCAGCAGUGCAACAACAGCAGCUGCGAUGCCUGUCACAGUCAUGUUUCGAAGCAUAAACUACAGCAACAUCAUCACCAUCAGCAGCAGCAGCAGCAGCAACAACAACAACAACAACAGCAAAAGCAACUGAAUAAACAUCAGAACGUAUACGAACAACUUAAAAUGAUACCCCCGCAAGUACCGGACUUCGGACCGCAAUACAAAGCCACCAAAUCAUUAGACCUUGACGAGCUGAACCUCUAUCAGUCAGCGUCGUCGACGUACGGCACCGGAACGGGUAACGUGCUUCAGUAUCAAUCAUACAAUCCUAAUAAUCCAAAUAUUUUCAAAAUUGAAACAACCCCAGUAGCGUUCGGUGGCGAGUACAACCCUGCCAAGGCGAUCUACUACAAAUCACAACACAGCAGCGCAUCGCAGAGUGCGGCUCCGCGGCAGCGUUCGGCUUAUCAACAGCCGCAUAAUCUAGCGUCAGGUAACUCGGACAGCUAUCAGGAGACAAAUAGAAAUAAAUCAUCGUCGUCGUCCGAUUCGCUGCAGGCUCGCAUGCAGCGCGAACUGUACCAGCAGGCUAGUUUGUACUAUUACCAACGGGAGCUAGCCACUGGCCACUCGGGACAAAAUCCCGACCCGAACGAUUCGUCGCAAAUUUACAAAACCAGUUCGAAUGCAUCUAUUUUGAGUGAAAUGUCCGCCAAAAGUGAGAGUUCCUUGAAACAACCCCGCACCGGGAAUAUGUCGGAUUCAUCCCUGGGUGAUUCGUUGUUCUCGUAUCCGGCCAACCGCCGUUACUUCGGGAGUUCGGAAAGCUGUCGGUUUGCCUCGGAAUGCCGCCGGUGCAGUCUUGACGUGGAUAAGUAUAGCUUUUCGGACACAUGCCGGUACGAUUGUCGAAAUUGUGAUUGCUCGUCCAGCUAUUUCUCGUCGGACUUUGAUGAUACUGGAAACAGCAGGAAAAGUAGUUCCCGACUGUCCGCAAAUAACAUUGUUGUUCCGGAUGGGGGUCCAUCGGUGCCGGCCUAUGCAGAGGAUUUCAUGAAACAUGUUAGCAAUGUCAAACGGAAUCAGUUAGGGAAUCCGUCCGGUCAGAAGCAGACAACGAGCGGUAAGAUUUAUGAAACACCCACCACCUAUGUGGGCAUAACGAAACAAACAUCCACGCAUCGGGAGCACACCUACGAAAAGCUGAAAUCCGGCGGUCCGUAUGGGAUCGGCAGUCAACCGCAGAAAGCAAUGUACAAAUACGGUGAAAAUGCACGGCUAUCCGUUAGUCAAAGUCACGAACUGCUUUUGUCCCCGUCGCGGAACCGGCCUUCGUUCGAGGUACGUGGUAACUCGUACGGGCUAAUGGGACGGUAUGGGCCCCAAUCCUCCAGCACUCUACCGGCAUCCAUUAGUUGCAAAGCAAGAAGCACCGAAUUUGAAAAACUACCAUCUUCUACUUUGCCGAAAUCGUUUCUCGGUCCACCGAAAGCGACGCUAUCUAACCUGAACCAUGACUACGCCGAAAUAAUUCAACUGCCACCACCCCAAACUAAUCAGGCGAAAGGUUCUCCAACCGGAAAGCAGACCACCCCUAAUCAAUCUACAACACGUCGCAAAGCUCCUCCAGUUCCAUCGAAUCCACCUCUACCGGCAGCAGGCAAAUGCUUCGAUCCAGAUCCGAAAGCAAUCGGCUCCGGAGGUCAAAUUCAACCACCUCUUCCGACGGCGGCAACCCAUCCGGCCGUCGUCAAUCCGGGCGACAGAGAUAAAAUCCUGCCACGCAAGGAUCGGGCUGACUUCGAGAAGUGUAAGCGGGGUGCGGCGGCUGCUGCCACUGCAACCAUUAAGGAGGUGGCUCCGGCGUCUUCGUCCUCGGUACAGCAUCAUCAUCAUCUGGCUACCAGCAGAAAGAAGGACCCGGCACCGAAGAGGGACACCGGCAGGAAAAAACCUCCGACUGCAGCCCUGGAGGAAGGCAACUACACCGAUGAUGAGGAUGAUGAGGUGUUCCUCAGUGAGAAAGUGUACGAGCGUCCAAAUAUCAACAACCGAAAGCAGAAUCCUACUCCGCAAGAGCGAGCUCAAAUGACAAACAAAAACGCUGAAGCCGGGACAGCUCCGGAAACCGGUUCACAUUCUACCAAACAACAAGCACCACUGCCACCACCACCAGCAGCACCAACGGCGACGGCAUCAUCAUCGUCAUUAACGUCAUCACUAUCGUCGUCGUCGCCUGCUGCCGUCACGGCGGUGGCAGCACCACCACCACCAACAACAGCAGCAGCAGCAGCAGCAACACGGAUGACUACAAGCGCGCCGUCGUCGAUGUUCGCAGCAUCCAAACAACCUGUUCCAAAACACCACAAAGAGCAACAACCCGAACCGGAGCCGUCGCCGUCGUCGUCGUUGUUGUCUUCGGUGGCGGCAGUGAGUUCCUUAUCGGUUUCAUGCUCCACCGGUCCACGGAAAGGUUCCAACGAAAGCGAGAGUUUGCGCACGCUUCACCAUCCAACGACGGCGGCGGCGACGACGACGGCCGCUGUUGGUUCUUCAGCUGCCGCCAAUUCAAGUGCUGCCGAGAGCGUGAGUGAUUUGCGGAGAAAGAGUGACGAACCUUCGAUGGAGCACGUGGACCGACUGGCCAGCGGUGCUGCUGUGAUGGCGGGAAUGGUACCGCCAGCAAGGAUCAAAACAAAAUCAUCCGUCGAAGAACUCAGUACCGAUCUUGCCGUCUCAGGUGAAACAGCGCAGCAGCCAGCGUCGGGUCGUUUGUUGGCAGCUACGGUCGGCGUCCAUUCGAACAGAUCAGUGGAACAAAGCUCCCCAACGGCAGGCACUUCACCGUCACGUUCAACCCAACUUCGGUUACCGUCAGCGAACGACGAGCAGGCUCACACUAAGCAGCUCAAACCCCCCCAGGCGGAGUCGCUUCAGGAACGACGGAAAAGUUCCGAUCCCCUGAGCAGUAAUGACGACACCGUGGAUAACAAUAAUGAGAUUAAUUUAAUCGCCAACGAUGACUGCGAUAUCGUCGACUUUCCGUUGCCCGAAAUUCCCGUGAAGCAAGAUCCGACUUCAUCGGACAAUAGUUUUCUGACGGCCACCGACGGUAACGACACGGGCGGGAGUUAUGCUAAAUCACCAGUGUUGACAAGAAAGGAUACCGCCGGUAACGAACUAAAGGAUAAACGGGCCCAGGAAGAACAAACGAGAGAAAUGCACUACCGAAAUUCGAACGAUAAGCCGACCUAUUUGUUCGGUGAAAAUUUGAAAAAGAAUGAAAUUUUCCUCAACAAAUCCGGAUGGGUGCAGGUCAGCCAACCGCCGAUGUAUCCAUCGGAACGUAGCAUGCGUGCCAGGUCCUACCAACCGGACGUGGCGGGACAGAAAGUGUCCCGGAAAUAUAUCGAGUAUGAUGAAACCCGUUACGGCCGUGGAAACAAACUGGAAGAUUUAAUCAAUCGAAACGAAGCACGAAGAAAUCAAAUCCAAAAGAUACACAGACAAGACAAUGUGACAAUCCUGAAAAUAGAUCCGCAACUGUCGGGCAGUAGUCGACCGGCUUGCCUUCCAAUCAAACGAAACCUAGCGGACAAUUCACCACCGCCGGUUACGCCGAUACUUUCGCCGCCGCCGGCCUUCCAAGAUUCUAAAUACAAAACUCGCCUUAGUGAAAUCAAACCGGGCACGCACAUUUUCCUCUCGGUCGCCGAUAAUGAGAAUCGAAACCCCAAAGGAAUGGUGUUCUCCCGUAGCUUUGAGUACGACAACCGACGCUACACCACACCCGGCGUUACCGCUCAGCAAUACAAACCGAAACAAUCCUACUCGGAUACGUUCUCCAAAAGCUUCGACUUCGAAUCUACCUUGGCAGCACCGAUGCCCAAAACGACGGACCAACCAUUCGUCAGACGGAAUAAAUCCCCUACCUUUUCCACACUGACCGGAAAUUCACCUAAUUAUCUUACCAAAAAAGAAAAACCCACAAAUACACAACUAUCCAAGGACCACUCUCCUAUCUUCCCGAAAACAAUCCCCGGCAGUAGCGUCACCAGUUCCGGGUACGAAUCACUGAAGCGUUUCGGCGACAAAAACAAAUCGCUUGAUUCUCAGUUGAAGUCUUCCAACGCGACGGUGGCGGCGGCAGCAGCGGCGGCAAGUAGCGGUAACCGAUCUCGGCGUUCACAGUUCUCUACCAAAUCCAACACAACCAUUGGACUACCCACGUACGGCUUUCGGUCAGAUUCAGUUGGCAACACUCGACUUAACUCCUGUGAUAGUGGUGCCAGAUCGGACUACUCCAACGAUGGCGUCGAAGACGACGAAGAGGAUGUAAGCGAAGAUCAAUCUUCCUCGUUGGCCCUAAGCUACAAAUCAUCCACUUCCUAUAUCAAUCAAAUGAAGGGCAGGUCCCUGUUUGGAAUGUCCGGAUCGGGUAGCACCUUAGCCGCGCAUAGUCCACUGAAACCUCAGCGCUCGUUAACUCCGGAACGGCUGUACGACAACGAAGACUACGGCAGUAUGCGAAACUUGAAAAAGCAACGAUCGCUUACUCCGGAGAAGCGAUCCCGAACACCGGAUGAUCGCAGUAAGGGUCGCAAGGGGGAAACAAACAGUUCGCAGUCAUCGCUGGUCUCCCGGCAAAGCUCCGGAUCAAGAAGCAGUACGUUGGAGAAGCGCUACGAAGAAGGUUAUCUGCGCAGUUCAAGUCGGAGUUCGUCCAGUUCCAGCUACAGCGGGGAUGAUGCCCAUUCGUCUUCGCAUCGUAGAAAUCAAAUGCGUGGAGGGAAUAUGAGACCGACAAAUGUCACUGGCGACUACAAAAUUCGACGGUCCAGCAAACAAUAUUUUGCAGAUUGUGUAUCCCUUCAGCUGUCGGAGCGCUCACCGAACCGACAGCCGAUCACACCGGCAACGCAACCCCACAAGGUGGUCGUACGCUUGGGGAACGUCCCGAAGGAGCGUCCUACCUACACCACCACCACCACAACUUCCCGGAAAAUGACCGGCAGUCAAUUACUUUCGCAGGACUCGUUUCAUUCCGCCUUUCAGAUAUCGCCGUCCAGCACCCUGGAUAGGCUACGGCGGGAAACGGCUUCGCACGCACUGGACGUGGACAAAAGCAAAUCGUUCGAUAACAACAACUACGGUUUGUACGAACACGAUUUCGACAAAAGUCGUUCGUUCGAUGAGAACUACGGGAUGGGCGGUGAGAAACGGGCGUACGUCAACGCGGAAGGCAGAUCGUACAGUCACGAUCGUGUGUUCGGAUCAACAGGGACCUCGUCAAGUAACGAGUACAGCCAACCAUCGACGACGAGAAAUCGAAGUCCGCAGACCACCUACGGUAGUCGACUUUAUGAGCAUGACCUACAGUAUGACGUAAGCCGGAACGCCAUGAGCAGAUCGCCGAUUAUCAACUACGGCCAGAGGAGAGUUUUGUCACGGUCGCCGGUACCUGGAGCCAGUGAGUCCAUAAUGGGACACUAUCAGAAAACUCCCAGUAUGUAUCUGAUGCGAAAUCUAACGCCCGACUCCGAGUACGACGAACGGAUAACAUCGGACUUUGUUGACGAUCAACCACCGACGGUUGUUCCGAAGAAGACCUCGGCUUCAGCGGCAGCAGCCUUCAAGGAAGCCGAACUGGUGAAAAAGUUUUUGCACGCUACCAAAAACAAACUGUUGCAAAGAGAGUCGCGUAACGUUGUUGUACCUGGGGCAGGAACACCAUCUACUGGAAGUUGUACCGCGAGUUCCUGUGAUUUUUGGCCACACUGUGGCGUGUCGUCAACGCUAACGGUCGAACAGAAUCAGUUAACAAAAUCGGGUAGUGAGAACUGUUUGAACAGAAAGAGUUUCGGUGGUGACUUUGCUAGUGGUGCAGGUGCAGACGGUGAAGUGAUAAUAAUCGGUGACAUUGGUCCGACCGGCCCCGGUGGAGGGGCCCCGUUGGUUCCGGUCAAGGCCAACAGCUACGGUGGCGUGGGGCAUCAUCCAUUGAAGAAACAGAAAAAUAUCGAAAUUAGCGACGGCGAUCUGCCGUCGACAUUCGGCGCAAGUGGCAAUCGUUAUUAUUAUCCGGGACACGGAACGGCCCCGUCGCCGGUAAUUGUGAAAGCAAAUUCGAUCACAUUUCUCGGUGAACACGAGAUGCCAAUCACACGUGACCGUGUUUCGAAAUCAUCUUCCCACGGGCUGGGGCCAUCUUCGUCGGCCUCAAUGACGACAAUAGCGACGUCGGUCAAGCAACUCCCAACCGCAACGGUGACGGCACCUUGUUCGGCGUCGUCAUCCUUCAAAAGCAAUUAUCAAUCCAUCCCAUCCGAUCAGCUGAACCAGAAGGCUAAAUCCAACCACUCGGUAUCCGCCGGUAGUACAGUAGUAACGGGUGGGUGUGCCAGUGGGGGAGGAAGUAGCAAUAGCAGUGUUAAAAGCAAUAGUAGCAAUUAUAAAGUCAAUCGUAGUCCGAACAGAAGAAAACAUCCUGGCUACAACAAUCACCGUCAGGCUUCGUCGUGUGUCCAGGGGGGUGCGGCGGUAGCUGCGGAUAAAGCUGGCUCCGGGAGCGAUGCACGUGACAGGAAAACGAGAACUUUCUCCCAGACACGACCCCGUUCGGCGUCGAUCAAAAGAAAGUUCGAAAUGAAACUGAAAAGUCGCUCGCUGCCGAAGUCCUUCAUGCGCAACAGUAACCUCUCGUCAGAUGAUUUGGAACUGUCCGCUAUAUUUUCAUCAAGUUCGCCCCUACAGCUGAGAGCCGUCUCUAGUCCUUCGUUGACGGAACCGACACCGCCAUCGCAAUCCACCACAGUGGCCACCGCCGCAGAUAUCAACGGAAUCAGUGGAAGUGCUUGCCAUGUUUCGAAGGUAGAUUCUCGGACUGCAACGACGCUUCACACGCAGCAAUCGAAGGCAUCUCUGGUCAAAGCGAACCAACAUCAACAGCAAGCUGCCGAAAGUGUGCUUCAAAAAUUCCGGAAAACCUUCUCACAAUUUAAACCAACGAAAGCAGGGGGUCCUAUCCCGCCAGGCGCAAUCCACAAUUCUUCGACGGCGGUCGGAUUGAAUGUCAACAAUAAUAGUCAAACGAAUCCGCACUUUCUUACACCCACGAUGAGCGUCGACGGCACGGCGAACCACGAAAAGGUGCAAAAUCCGACACAACAGCAGCAGCAUCACCAUCGGUUUGGUCCUCUGAUAUGGCGAUCGAGUAAGGAGCGUCGGAAAACCAAAUCCCACCGGAGAGAUAAAUGCAACAGUGGCGAUUCCGGUAUCCAGGUAGAGUUGGAAACCGAUGAGCCACUGUUGGCCGAUGGAAUUGAAGGCACGGACCCAAUCGUGUCCCCACGCUCGGCCAUCGCUGUCCGGCGAGCCAACUCAGCGAAAGCCACAACGGCAUGCGGAACGACGGUUCUGAAGCACAAAUUAUCUGUGAAAAGCAACAACAAAGAAAAUGUGGCCAACAUAUCACGGCUCAGUGGUAAAUCGCUAAGUCAACCUUCCGGCCUGGAUCGUGUCGCCGGUGAUGAACUUGCGGGGGCAGAUCUGAGCGAAACGGACAGCGACGAGGACACGGCGGCACACAACAAACGAACACCGGAAGAGGCGGUUUUUGCAGAAGUUCUGUUUUCGUUUCGACCCGCCGGUCCCCAGGAACUGGCCCUGGAAAAGGGAGCACUGGUGGAGGUUUUGAAAAGGGAGCGAGGUCCUUGGUGGUGGGGUCGAGUUAAAUCCGACGCCAUUUUAUCCGUUGAUUGUGAUGACGAGGUUCGGAUGGAAAGUUCCGAGUGUGGUUGGUUCCCGAUGGACUUUGUUAAAGUGUUACCGACCUACAACAAGCCCAAACAGAUUAUCAUCAUCAACAAUAACAACAACAUCAACAACGGCACUGACCGACCAGUUGAUGGUGCCGCAAGUGGAUUGAAGGAAGGUGAAAUGAAAAACUGUGAUAUGCUACAGGACACGGCGAGGGCUGAAAUUGAAGUGGACUCGGUUCCCGGUCCGUUGGGUGGUUCUAGUCAGGAACAAACCAAGGAGAACGUGAUUAAGGAACUGCUUGAGACUGAGAUAAACUUUGUCAAACUGCUCAAUUCACUUUGUUUAGGAUUUCUAAAACCUCUGCGGGAACGGGAAGAUGUGUUCCCAGCGGAGAGUGUUAAUAUAAUAUUCGCUAAUUUGGAGAAAAUCUGGCGGUUUCAACAGACUUUCCUGGAUGCGCUCCGGAUAGCGGUGCCCAACAAUAGGAUCGGCGAAGUGUUCCUUGAAUAUCAAUCAGCUUUUAUGAUCUACUCAUCGUACUGCAAUUCCUACCCGCGCGCCUUGAUGGAGCUCGAAAACUACGCUAGCAAUAAGGAAGCUUGUACCAUUUUAGAAACCUGUCGUGUAGCACAAAACCUCCCCGAAUUGCCACUGUCCGCACAUUUGCUGGCACCGAUCCAAAGAAUCUGCCGAUAUCCGUUGCAUUUGAGCGAGCUAGUCAAGCAUUCUCCUACCCGGAAGGAACUGAUCCCGCUGCUUAAUCUACGCAAAUGCACCAAAUCCGAAUUGGAAACGAUGGACUGCCGGGAGGUUUUCGAGCUGGCGUUAAGUGCGAUGCGGCGCGUCACGGAGAUGGUGAAUGAAGGUAAACGACACAGCGAGUAUCUCUCCCGCAUUCAGUCCCGCUUCGAAAACUUCCAAGGCCCGUCGAUAAACGUGCACAGCACCCGGCUCUUCCUGCAAACCGAUGCCAUCCGAAUGUCACCGAAUCUGUGGAACAACACCUACACGCUGUUCCUGUUCGAUCGACAGUUGGUCUAUUGCAAAAAGGACCUGCUGAAGCGUACCAACUACAUCUACAAGGGUCGAAUCUUUCUCGAUAACUGUCGGAUAUUGAAUCUACCGGAUGGGAAAAUGUUUGGGGUGACGUUGAAAAAUGCUCUUCGGCUGUAUUGCGAUACUCGCAAUAAGUGGUUCGAUUUUUGCUUCCGUAGCAGUAGCAGUAAACUGCGAUUCCUCAAUACACUGUCCGCCGAACGACAGUUUAGCGGGGAAAGUUUGUUUGUGUCCGAGCUCGACGGAGCUUGCGUUGAUGAUGAUAACCUAUCGGAUCGGGAGUAUUUCCCGUUCACGGAUGAAAAAGACGGUUGCAGCAAUACGGACACAGAAACGAGUAACGAGCGGACAGCGGACCUAGUAGACAGCUUGCAGUUCUCGUUAGGAAUCAUGACACAGAGUGCGAGAAGCAGUAAUUGUAGUGUCCUUAAAGAAUCUCCAACGAACAUAGGUGGCAAGCAGUCGGGAAACACACUUCCUAAAAAGUCUCGAAAAUUGACCAAAGAACAACAGCAGCAGCAGCAGCAAUCCGAGUACAGUUCCCAUUCGUUGGGCCGGCGAAAACUAGGUAAUUGGUUCCGGAAAGCAAAGAGCACCAAUAGUACCCCGUCUCAAAGCCCUACCCACAACCCAAUGGCACUUUCACUAGCUGCCAUCAACAGUCAUCCAUCGGACAGUUCGUCCGCUAGCAGCCCCGGGCUUGGCUACCAACAGCGAACACUAUCUGCCCUGUCUGCCAGUAGCGGAACGGUGACAACCAAAGAAGACGAGGAUGGAUGGUUGUUCUAAUCUGUACCAUUGACAGGAACCAUCCAACCGAACAGGCAUGCAGGUUUCCGAAAGAACGCACAACAAUUGGCCGUUAAGGGCCAGGCAGGUUGAACCGAUAUCAAAGUUUCAAGUGUAAUAACUAUUUGUCCCAAGUUGGUAGAUAUUCUAGGAAUGAGGUGCAAUCUAAUGCUAAACCCAUUGAGAUUAUAUGUAAGGUAUAAUAAUUAGUACCACAUGUCGAACACACGAAGUCUUAUAGUUUCCCCUUCAACUAAUAAGUUGAAUAAGAAAUAUGGACGCCCGGAUUCGUAUAAAGUACGAAAUAUAUAUUUGGAAUGUUGGUUACAAUUGAACCACAAUUUAUCAAAUCAAUUGAUUUUCAAUUAGAAACAUUUCAUAAAUUUUCGUCUAACUUGACUUGGUGGGUAAAUCACUCUAAACUUGGUACGAACUCAAUCAAACAAGAUUAAACGGGUUUAAAAAAGUUUAGAAAGAAUUACGUGAGAUUAGCAAGACACUUUAGGAAAGAUUGCGUGGGAUAAAUAAAGUUCAGGAGGGAUUGAGUGGAUUUAAAAAAGCUUAGGAGCGGUCACGAGUCAGUCCAGAUCGUAGAGUGAUUUUCCCAUUAGUUUAUUCCAACUAAACUUGUUCACACGCUUCGUUUGUUUGAUUUUUUUAUUCAUUAGGUGCACAACUAAAUUCUCGCUGUUAGUUAGUACAUGCAUUCAGUAGAAGAGCAGGAAUAUUUUGAUAUACCCCACUUGUCAUGAGCGCUGGCAAAUUAUCGCCAAUAUUAAUCUUUUAUUAUGGAAUUAUGCUUUUGGUUUAGUGAUGAUGUCGACUUUCUUUUGCCAAACAACAAGUGUACGGCUUGAUUUGUGUAUAACCUCAAAAUAGGAACACUGCUUCCGUCACGGAAUUAGAGUCAUGGUUGUGGAAAAAGUUGGACAAUACCAAUUUAGCUAUUGUCCAUCAUUGGUUAUUAUUUAUCUAGAACAAAAGAGUUCCAUACUAAACAGCGAUAACUUAGUUGCCGACUAUUCUAAAUUAGUUCCGGUAUUGUUUGGUGAUGAAAACUAAAGACUGUCCCAGAAAGUAUGAAAGCAAAGUCCUGGCGUUACAUUCCUUUGGUGGAAUUUGGCCUUUCUGUUUCAACAGACUUCGCAGCCGAUUCUUAGUGUACAGAAUCAUUGCAUGGCUAGUACUAUGGAUCCUACUGACACUAAGAAUCUUUCCAGGUCGGGGCUCGAACAUACGACAACUGGCUUGUAAGACCUGCGCCCUAUGCAUUGAACCACCAACCCAGGACUAUGAACGCACUUUAAUUUCGCUACAAAUAAUUCACAAGUGUUAGAUAUUCAAAUUUUAUUCGAUAUACUGAUAAUAUUUGACUACAACAACAGAAUAUUAUUCUCAACAUUUGCUACUUAGCCAUUGUAGACUAGCUGGCGCACCUUCUUGCGAACGUUCCUCAUUAAAUUCCGUACAGAAUUCUUGGCGAUUUUUGAUACUUUUUCCCAAUCUUUUUCGAACUGUUGAAUGGUUUCGGCUGCCAAGACAUGUUUCCUAAGAUGUGCCUUCGUUAAUGCCCAAAAUUCCUCAAUUGGUCGAAGUUGUGGGUAAUUUGGUGGAUUCAUGUCUUUUGGGACGAAAGUGACAUUUUUGGUAGUAUACCAUUCUACCGUUGAUUUCGAGUAGUGGCAAGAAGCAAGAUCUGGCCAGAAGACAACAGAAUCCUUGUGGCUUCGAAUCAUGGGUAGAUGUCGUUUUUUGUAAACAUUCCUUGAUGUAUUUAUCGCUGUUCAUUGAAGCAGUGGUGAUGAAGGGUUUCGAAACCUUACCGCAGCUACAAAUUGCUUGCCAGACCAUAGCUUUCUUACCAAUUUUUUCGACUUCAUUCGAUGUCUCGGACUGGUUUAACACUUGCCCUUCUCGCACCGUAUAAUAUUGUGGUCCCGGCAAGGAUUUGUAAUCGAGUUUCACGUAGGUUUCGUCGUCCAUGAUUAUGCAGCUGAUUAUCCAGCAAGAAUCGUAUUGUACAGCUUUCGAACCCUCGGCCUGAUCGAUGCUUCUUGUUUCGGACUACGUUUUGGUUGUUUCUGGUCCUUAUGGGUUCGAAGAUUCAAACGUUCUUUAGCUCGAAGAACAUUUGACUUCGAAGUGCCCAAAUUUUUGGCCACAUCCCGAACUGAAACCUCCUUUUUUUGCUCGAACGCCUUCAGUAUACGUUUAUCCAACUGUGGGUUAGCAGGACCUUUUUUUCGACCCGUUUUCGGUUUAUCCUCAAAGGUCCUCACCGAACUUCCUGAUUGCAUUUCGCACGGCUUUUUCACUUACUCCUUCCAUUUUUGCUAUCUUUCUCAGUGACAGUCCGCGUUCUGUGCACUAAUUGUACACAAUUUUCCGACGAUGUUCUGCUGAAAGUCCACGCAUUUUGAAACAAACUAAUGCAAACGAAUAAACAACUGCACAAGUGGUUAGAGAAGAGUGUAAACAACAGGACGCAGCCAUAAAAAUUGACAGAUUCUGAACCAUUGCGAAAUGGCGGCGGUUUUUGGUUGCGUCCAUACUUUCCGGAACAGUCUUUAAGUAUAUCAGGGUCGUUUAAUGGUGGUCUCCAAACAAAAUUGAAACAUAUAAUAUGCUUCAUUAAAAAAAAACUUUUUCAUUUACCCUUUUUAACAUGAAUACAUCGUACUAAAAAAAUGAAGCCACCGUAGAGCUGUUUUGACAGAUCAGAUUUGUUUUUCAACCAGCUGCCAAUUAAUUUGCUUGUAGUGUCUUCUAGUUUAGAAAAGAAACUACCGCACCGUUUCAUGAAACGAAAUCUAUAAAUUUAAAACAAAGCGAAGUCUGUCCAAAUUGAAAUUUAUAGUAUCAAUUACAAUCAUUUUUAGUGUAACAAUACUGUAUCAGGUAUCAGAACAGCAGAGUCACUUUACAAUAACUUACAGUAAAGCCUAAUGUUAUGAAGAACUAUAAAACAAUGAACUUCCAUUUAUCUGUCGAAAAAUUUAAUAUUAAAUCAUGUUUCGUAGUGACCAGAGGAAUGGUUUUGUAUUUCAGCAAUAAUGAAUAAUUCAACAAUUUUGAGAAUUAUAAUAAAUAUAUUAUUUCUAAAUAUGAACAUUACAUUCAAAUGCGAAAUUAGAUCUUAUUUUUCAAGAAAUUUCGCAGGGUUAUUCUCAAUGAAUGUUAGAAAAGCUCCUGUUUUCAAAUAAUUUCUUUAGUGCAGCUCGAAAUAUGAUUUAGUCAUUAUUUUAUGCAAAUAGUUAGCGAGAAGGAUUGCCGAUAGUACUCUAAUAAACGAAACAGAGAAUUAACAAAGAUUAAUUGUCACAUGUACUCAAGACAUUUCCAAAAAUUCGUCUCCAAUUAUAUAGUUAGCACAGACUAACAGACAGAACACUCAAAUUAGAUUCUUCAAUCAUUUUAACGGUCAUUUCGAAUAUUUCUUUAUAUGGGACAAUACUCACAUGUGUCAUGAUGGCGCCACGUUACCCUAUCAAAAACAUCCUGUCUGUCAUCUAGACUGUGUUUAUUUUUUUCAUUUACCAACAGAGUUGCUAUUCAUACAGAAUUACCUGUAAUGUAUUGAUUUGUAUACGUCCAUGCGAAUUUCAUGCAGGAUACAGAUUUAAUACAUAUUGCCAAAACUAUAUACAUAAUUGUGUCUCAACUUCUCAUCCUCCAACGCAAUACAAAAUCGAACCCGUUUCGUUACAAUAUUUACUUGCUUCUGGUCUGCCACCACUUAAUUUCGGGUGAAAACUACCAACACAAUAAAAAAUAGUCUAGAUAAACAACGUUGAGUCAAGUAAACCUUCCAACAUCGCGAAAAAGUUAAAUAUAUUAUCAACGUAAUCCAAUAAUUUAUUGUGACCAUUCAUUUUCAAAUAUUUUGAUGAAAUCAGGCAUCCCUGCAAGCAGCUGAUCGGUGUUGAUAAACGAGGGGAAACCAACUAGUAAAAAAACUUUUACAUAACACAAGGGGUGUACAGAUAGUAAAUAGUUCGCGCAGUACAAUAUAGGUGGAACUAGUGCAUCACGAAAUAUUAUUUUUAUAAGAAUUUACUCAUACUGUCAUGUCUGCUAGUCUGUGUAGUUAGUUCAGCUUUUUUUCUGAAGAUGGGCGAAUCUAACAUUGACAUCAAAAGGAGAAAAACAUCGAUGAAAGUUUCGACUUUGGUUUCAAAUCCUAUGUAUAAAUUAUCGUUUAUUCUCAGAUUAAUUUUUGAUUAGUCGAUGAAUUGUUGGUUUAUCUUAAAAAGCAUGCAAAUUUUAUCACUUUCAUUUAAUCGAUCCUUUCCACAGAAUAAAUCAACAUAAAAAGAGUUUCGAUUUGUUUAUUUUUAUGCUUCCUGUCGGAAUUAUGAAGUUACGACCUUGCGUAUUUUUCGUGAAAUAGGCUGGUUUUCGCGACUAGGCCAAAUUUGCGGGUAAUUUUAUCGUCUCAUUUACUAUUUCCAGCAGUAAAAGGUUCGGAAACCAUCUAAAGUAAAGAAAAUAAAUAGUUUCGCCCUUCAUUACUAUCAAUCGAAGUAGUUCUUUGCAGUCGCUAAACCAACGAUGGGGGCAGCAAAUCUUUGCCAAAUUUCCUCAGUACGCCACUGGUUCUUUGUAUUAUUAAGAUUGCGAUUUUUGUCGAAUCCGAUUUUUCAGGCAAAAUUGUAGAAUUUUGAAGCAUUUAUUGGUAGGAGAAAAAAACUCGAGAUGUUUUCUUUUGUAAGAUUCGCUCUUCUUUGAAAAACAGCUUAGUUUAGUGAUCCUACAACCACAGAGAUCAGCGGAGAAAAAAUCGUACAUCCGAAAACGAGAUAAACAUAACUAAAAUUCUCACACCGCUUGCUUUUGUAUUUGGGUGCGAGUGACUUUUUGAAUGUUAAAUUGUAUCUAUCAGAUUUACUCGAAUGCAGUUGGAAAACAGUGUAAGGCAAUUGUAAACUAUUUCAUUCACCAUUUGGUAUCAAUACUUCCCACUGGUGGUGAACAACGAGCGACAAGGUAAUUUGUUUGCCUAGCGAAAAAAAGGCCUUACUAUAAAUGAGAGCCUCUCUUUGUUCACUUUCUCUCUUGAUUAUCACGGAGCCAUUAUUGCAAUUUCUUGAAAGUUUCCUGUAAAAAUCGAAAGCUUGUGGCUUUGAAUGAAAAGUUUUGCGAAAAGUAUGGUGUCAAAUAUUUAAUCAAUCCAGUUAAUCGUGGAAGAUAAAGUAAAUAAAGAGAAACUGCAGUUAGACCCUUCUGUCGUGGGACUAUUGAAUUGUAAGUAAGCAGAUGGUACUGUAAUCGCUUUUGACAGUUUAAUUAGAAUCAUAACAAUGUCUCCGCUAAUCUCUGGUUAUAGGAUCACUAGUUGCUUUCCAACGUGUUAUUGUUGUUAUCGUUGAACAAGGCAACUUUGAAACAGUUAUUUUUACUGGGAUUCAAAAGUAAAACAACGCCAGGAAAUUAAAUAUGUUCUGACAUUUGCCAAAGAUAUCACAUCUCUCACAUUCUACGAACAAAUCGCCCUCAGGCUAGUCCGCAUUGAGUCUCGUACAUACAAGCAGGUGAGAGAAACGUCAAAUUUAUGCGCGCCAAAAUAGCAACACCCAUACAAUUGACAUAAUAUGUUCAAUGUGAUACUGUGCGAUGGAGUAGCUGAACUGCAGACUGAUUUAUCUCAAAGCUGACAGGAUCUGCAUCUACACAAUGUGAGACGUAUAAGUGUAUUGGGCAUGUGGCAGCAGUUUCAAAAAGUUGAACUCUCUCACACUGCUUAGAAUUUUAUUUGAUUCGAAAACUAUCGGUCCAUUUCUAAAUUUGAUCAUUCAACAUGGAAGACAAUCUGGCUUUAGUCUGUCGAAUCGAUAUCAAUGAAAAUCAUAGAACAUAUUUAGUUUUGACGUGUAGUAAGCACAACUUUGUGUCCCUCGAAUAGAAACAUACUCUUUGAAUUACAAGUAAAAACUCAAUAAUUAAAAGCAUUUAUGCUUCCUCUAGGAAUAAACAAAAUUAUACAGAACAUAUCCACAAAACUGCCGGAAUUUCGAUAUAUUGGUAUUAUAAUGAUUAGGUUGUAAAUAAAAACCAGUUUGGUUCAGCUGUCAUGUAGUCAUUAGAGAGUAAACAACAUGUCAAUCGUAAUUGAAAAGCUUGAAAAGUGAAUACGACGGAAGACUUUCAAUUAUACAAAAAAUUAACCAAUUUUCGCACGAUUUGGAGUGAACAUUUGGAAAACAACUUGUUUCGUUGAAGUUAUUUAACAUAUUCCCAAAUAAAAAAAAUAAUAGAAAACGUGAAUUUUAAAACUGAAGUAUUUCCUUCAAUAUACCAACACAGUAGAAGGUAAUAAUCUCGAUUAGCAAAACCAAACCUGAAAUUAGUGGAACCGAAAUUGAUCUGUAAUCACUUGUUUCUCACACACCGUAAUCUAAAUCAAACGGGCGGCAACGACUUUUGACUCGUGGUACAUACUUUCAAUGUGGUUCGAUUAUACUAAUUAAAUAAAAAUCAACUAAACUCUUUUAGCUGGCAUUUGCUGUUGUUGAAAAAAUAUUUAAAGAAUCACACUUGUUCACGUGAAAAAUCGCACAACUACGAAAGAAAAUUACAGGGUUAUUAGGAAGCAAAUAACUACUAUUCGCGUUGAUUAAUAUUUGUGAGAAAAGCAAACUAACUGUAAAAACGCUUAGCUCUGUAGUACGGCUUGGAUAAAAUUCAAUUGGUAUAGAAUUGCUGUAAAUAGGGAAAAUAUGAUGUAAUAUUUACAUAAACAUUAUUUGAAUUUAUUUCAGUAUAUGAGUAAGAAGAAAGAGAUACAAGUAAAUGUGUUUCGCUAAGACCAACAGAUGAUUCUAAAUACAUAAAAAAAAACUGUGCUGUUCAAGGAAAAGUAAAUUAAAAUUUAACUUGUAUAUGCGAUCUUCGUAGACUUCGACAUCAAACGAAUCGAAAAAGGCUUCUAAUAUGAAGUUUUAUCACAUACGAGUGUUUGAUUUUAUUGGGUGAUAGGAUAAUGCUUAUAUUGGCAAAAGACUUAACUAACUACAAAACUAUAAUUAUGCGAACUAAAUUAUUAUUUUGAAAACUGAGUUGUAAAGUUUACAUGCAAAUGGACUUUUUUCUAUAAAGUGAAGGAGUCAUAGAUAUCUUUGCAUAUAGAGUGACAUAUAUAUUGACAAACAGUAUAACUAUCUAUUUUAUUUACUGGUAAGUAUGAUUCAACGCAUUGAUUGUAGAGUUACCAAUGUUUUAAAAACACGGUUAGAAAUGAAAAAAAUCAUGAAACGAUAAGCAAAUAUUGAGGUAACGAUUGAAAGGACAGAUUGUCAGUCCUGAUAAAUGUAAAUGUGAAAUGAAAAACGCAAUUAAUAAAAAAUGGACACGAGUACUAAAA
This is a messenger RNA of Malaya genurostris, 19662 nucleotides long. RefSeq lists its product as uncharacterized. NCBI's taxonomy places the organism in Eukaryota, Metazoa, Arthropoda, Insecta, Diptera, Culicidae. The transcript is spliced from 19 exons. Bases 1572 to 12302 code for a protein of 3576 amino acids. The record is from RefSeq and is a predicted model, not a curated record. Gene Ontology annotation, cellular component: cytoplasm. Gene Ontology annotation, molecular function: guanyl-nucleotide exchange factor activity; protein binding.